AUGGGCUGUUUACAUUCCACGGCUGCGAGAGAAUAUCCUGGACAUGAGAACCCUGUCAAGCUAGCCUCAGAGACAGCUUUUAGUGUGAGUGAAGUUGAGGCAUUGUACGAGUUAUUCAAGAGCAUAAGCAGCUCCGUUGUUGAUGAUGGCUUGAUUAACAAGGAAGAGUUUCAACUUGCUUUGUUCAAGAACAGAAAGAAGGAAAAUUUGUUUGCCAAUAGGAUAUUUGAUUUGUUUGAUGUUAAACGAAAAGGAGUCAUUGAUUUUGGAGACUUUGUGAGAUCACUCAAUGUUUUCCACCCGAAUGCUUCUCUAGAAGAGAAAACAGACUUCACGUUUAGGCUUUACGACAUGGACUGCACGGGCUACAUUGAGCGCCAAGAGGUGAAGCAAAUGUUGAUUGCCCUUCUCUGCGAAUCUGAAAUGAAACUAGCUGAUGAUACCAUAGAAGCGAUACUCGAUCAGACAUUUGAGGAUGCAGAUGUGGAUCGGGAUGGGAAGAUUGGUAAGACAGAAUGGAGCGACUUCGUAAUCAAGAACCCGUCUUUGCUUAAAAUAAUGACUCUUCCAUACCUGAGGGACAUAACGACCACGUUUCCAAGUUUUGUCUUUAACUCGGAGGUUGAUGAGAUUGCGACGUGA
This is a messenger RNA of Brassica napus (rape), 642 nucleotides long. RefSeq names its product calcineurin B-like protein 9. The record is from RefSeq and is marked provisional. NCBI's taxonomy places the organism in Eukaryota, Viridiplantae, Streptophyta, Magnoliopsida, Brassicales, Brassicaceae. Gene Ontology annotation, molecular function: kinase binding; calcium ion binding. Gene Ontology annotation, biological process: calcium-mediated signaling.